This is a messenger RNA of Laccaria bicolor S238N-H82, 472 nucleotides long. RefSeq lists its product as uncharacterized. The record is from RefSeq and is a predicted model, not a curated record. NCBI's taxonomy places the organism in Eukaryota, Fungi, Basidiomycota, Agaricomycetes, Agaricales, Hydnangiaceae. Bases 1 to 207 code for a protein of 68 amino acids. The transcript is spliced from 3 exons.
AUGACCGAUUUUAACUGCUUCCGAAAACCUGACUUGAUUAUCCAGGCCAAAAUCUUAGAUUCUCAAAUGAAGAAGCCCCUUGAUGUGGGCUUGCACGGUCUGGAGUCGGCCGGCAACGCGAAGAAGAGCGACGGGUUUUUCGAAAAGGGCAUCCUAAAAGCUUUGAAAAGUGACCCCAUCAUGAUACCAACACUGUUCAAGAAGUGAAAGUUAUUGGGAAUGGCCAUUGCCGUGUGACGGAAAACUGUCGUCGCGUAAAGGGGGUGUGGUUCUGCUUUGGUGGUGGAGGAUCAUACUCUGGCUACGGAAAAAUUGGGUUUGACCGCAUAUUCCUUGUAUAUGAUCAGACUACGGGGAGACAAUUCGGACGUAUAAGCGCACGGAGAAGGAUGAUAUUGUAGACGAUAUGAUUCUAGCGGGGAAAGGGGCACCUCAGCUAAACGUAUAACCUUAAUAGGUGUUUUGUAGGGUG